This is a messenger RNA of Python bivittatus (Burmese python), 921 nucleotides long. Its product is annotated as taste receptor type 2 member 40-like. Gene Ontology annotation, biological process: G protein-coupled receptor signaling pathway; detection of chemical stimulus involved in sensory perception of bitter taste; sensory perception of taste. Gene Ontology annotation, molecular function: bitter taste receptor activity; G protein-coupled receptor activity. Gene Ontology annotation, cellular component: membrane. NCBI's taxonomy places the organism in Eukaryota, Metazoa, Chordata, Lepidosauria, Squamata, Pythonidae. The record is from RefSeq and is a predicted model, not a curated record.
AUGUCACCACUUAUUCAGACCACCUUCCAAGUUGUGAUUACAGCCCACAGCACCCUGGGUAUGACUGCAAGUGUCUUUAUUGUGGCUGUCGGCUUGAUAAAGUGGGUGAAAGGGAAAGGGUGGCCCACUUGUGAAGUCAUCCUGAUGUGCCUUAGUAUGUCUCGGAUUGUCCUUCAGGGAACCAUCCUGCACUCUACGUUUCUCCCCAAGUUAUACCAGUGGAAUGUACUCAGCGUGCCUUCAGUCCUUCUGGUGCUGGCCAGCACAGCUCUUUGGUUUGCUGCCUGCCUCAGUGCCUUCUAUUGUGCAAAAAUUGCCACUUUCACUCAACGGUACUUUCUCCUCCUGAAGCUGAGAAUUACAGAGAGGGUUCCAAUGCUUCUUCUGGGGUCGGCAUUGGUCUCUUUGAUUUCAUGCCUCCCUUUCAUCUGGGUGGAUUAUAGCAUCCAGCUGUGCAACUCAACCGGGAGCCAUCUGAAGAAGGUCACUAUUGAAAACCCCAUGGGAAACAUCUCCCAUCUGAAAGUCUUCCUCGUGUAUCUGACUUGGGCAGUCAUCCCCCUUCUGCUGUUCCUGGCAUCAUCCACCUUGUUAAUUGCAUCUCUGUGGAGGCACACCAAGCAGAUGAGACAGAGCUCAAUGGGUUUCAAGGAUACAAGGACGGAGGCUCACAUCGCUGCCAUUAAAUCUCUGAUCUCUUUCCUAAUACUCUACAUCUGCAGUUUUGUAGCCAACAUGCUUCCUGGGAUUCCUUCUUGCUGAACUAGCAGCAAAUGGAAAGAAAACAUCUGUUUGCUUGUGACUGCUGUGUGCCCUUCAGUCCAUUCCAUUCUGUUAAUUCUCUUUCAUUGGAGACUGAAGCGAGCCCUCCAAAGCGUUCUGCUUUACAUGGUAUGCCAUUGGAAAAAAGACGAUUCCUAA